Molecule: messenger RNA, 3964 nt
Organism: Homarus americanus (American lobster)
Lineage: Eukaryota; Metazoa; Arthropoda; Malacostraca; Decapoda; Nephropidae
Product: epithelial discoidin domain-containing receptor 1-like
Exons: 2
Coding region: 703-1881 (392 amino acids)
Biological process (GO): positive regulation of kinase activity; protein phosphorylation; multicellular organism development
Cellular component (GO): signaling receptor complex
Molecular function (GO): ATP binding; collagen binding; protein tyrosine kinase collagen receptor activity
Source: RefSeq, a predicted model, not a curated record
AACACUACCACGUACAACCAGCUGUGGAGUUCGAGUACGUGGUGGACCGCAUCUUCGAGCACGCGCGCAACGUGACCAUCAGACUCCACAACGCCGCCGCCAAGUACGUCAAGCUGCAACUCUACUUCGCCCUCAGGUGGAUCCUCAUCUCCGAGGUCACGUUUGACUCAGUUCCGUGCACCUGUAACCUGACGGAUGAAGAGAUGGUGUUGACGACGGAGGAGACGGUGAAGAAGAAGUCCUUGAUGGAGGUACAGGAUCAGCCCCCAGUGGUGCCAGCACAACCCUCCUCCUCAGGGUUCUUGGUUGGAGGUCUAGCCACCUUAGGCGUGGUUUUUGGCGUGGUUCCCGUAGCUCUCUGUGUCUUAUAUUACCGCCUUAAGUUCUCAAAGAAAACUAAGACGCUCUCCUCCACCAUCAACAGCGUCGAUGCCAAGAAAGUGUCAAUGAAAAUGAAGGAUUUUCACAUCAAUAUGAAUCUUACGCCGACUUCCAAUGGUUACUCACGGGCGAAGGGGGAACUGUAUGGUCACGUGACCAUGGAAGAGGAGGCGGCCGCCAUGUACCAGGAACCUUACAAGGGUCCGCUGCACAACCCUGGGUACUACACCUGGCCACACUGUCACGCCCUCAGAGACUCUCAAAUGUCCCCUGCCCCUUGAUACCGACGACUCAGUGGACUACGCAGUUCCUGAUGUCAACAUGACUCCACCGCCGCCAUUCUCCGAUGUGUACUCCCCGCCUCCUCCCGUCCCCUUGACGAGGCCGCCGUCUACGCUGCCAACAGUCAGGGGCCGUAAGGACUCACCUCUGCCGCCACCUGUGCCACCCAUCCCUCCGCCCCCCGAACAGCAGUACUAUGCCGCCCCACAGUUAUGCUAUGCUACCAACAUCCAGGGCGUCACUGGCUCCGUCAUAUAUGCUGUGGCCGAUGGGACCAAUGUUUUUAAAGAACGCCCAGUUCCUGAAGUGACUCGGCAGCGCAUACGCAGCUUGGAGACUCUUGGCGAGGGAAAAUUCGGCAUGGUUCAGCUGUGUGAGAUUGAGGACCCCAAGGGAUCACAGAUGGUGGCAAUGAAAAGCAUCAGGGCAGGUGCCAGCGAGACUACCAAAAAAGAUUUCCGCCAGGAAGCUCGAAUCUUAAGUCGUCUUGAUGAUCCAAAUAUCGUUCAGCUGGUCGGGAUGGUGACACGGUCGGAGCCUCUGUGUAUGUUACUGGAGUACAUGAGUUGUGGCGACCUCUACCAGUUCCUCAGGAAGCACCAGGGUGAUGGGACCAUCGUGCCUGCUAACUUCACGGAUCCGGAGGAAGACGCGGACCUCCCAGUUCUUAGCUAUGGGGCUCUUAUUUAUAUAGCAUCCCAAGUGGCCUCUGGAAUGAAGCAUUUGGAGGCCCUCAAUGUGGUCCAUCGGGAUUUGGCGACUCGAAACUGUCUGGUGGGGAGUGAAUUAACUAUUAAAAUAUCGGACUUUGGCAUGAGUCGAUCUUUAUAUUCCAGCGACUACUACCGGCUGAGUGAAGGUCGGGCUCUCCUGCCCAUCAGGUGGAUGGCGUGGGAGUCUAUCCUUCAGGGUCGGUUUUCCACCAAGAGUGACGUGUGGGCGUUCGGCGUGACGCUGUGGGAGAUCCUAACGAUGGCCCGCCAGCAGCCCUACGACGAGCUGAGUGAUGACGGCGUUCUGGAGAACGUGUCUCACUGUUACCAUGGUGAUGGCUCCGGUAUGAUGGUGUUGCCUCAUCCGCCGCUCUGUCCUCGCGAGAUGUACGACAUGAUGACUGCCUGCUGGAGACCCAACGACCGCCAGCGACCUCCCUUCUGGGAGAUCCACCUGUUCCUGCAGCGUAAAAACUUGGGUUAUACCCUCUACUAUAUAGAGUGAGUUGUAACACAGCCUUCCGUGCACGAGGUCUUCAUUAUCCAUUCAGUUAUUCGGAGUGAGGUACUCAGGAGGUACUCGUGUUGGACUACUCUCUUGAGGACUUAGUGUGAGGUGUCUUGCGCUAUCUUCAUAGACCUUUCUGUUUCUGCAGCACACACUCUGGGUUACAAAGUCUAUUGCAUAAGUAAAACAACCUGUACCAGUCUGGUUACUCCUGUUAGGCUUCCUUACUUCGAAUUUAUUCUCAGUGGUUUUCAGUGCCUCAAAUGUGAAGACCUGUUGUACGUAUUUCAUAAAAGUGAGCAAUUGAAAAUUGCCAUCAUGGCCCUCCAGCCAAUUUGAACAAUAUUAAUUACAAAAUCUUUGCCGACCGUCAAAGGAUGUUUUACAAGAAUCUCAAACCUAACUUACUGUAUGUAAUCACUAUAUGGUGCUGGUCUACCUGUCUUGGGUAGUCUGUGUUCUUCCAAUCAAGACGAAUGUCAUUGCCAAACUCUGUCUUACCAGCCGAGGAAAAGUCAUGGCCAAAGCACUCAAAGAAACGAUUAUGAACACUUCUUGUUAACGACUACACCAAUGUCAUGUUGCUGACCUCUGAACACGGUGCACUCUUGCAAUCAACAAGAAUGCCGUAACUUUACCAGAUAAUCCUUGCUGGAAAAGGUGUUUCUGAAUGGCGUUUUAGCUCUUCAUGUUUAUUGCCCACUUUAUGGGUUAACAGGUGGUGUCAGCCCCAGCACCAUGGAAGGAUGUCGUUAUAUUAGGGAGUGUUGAAAACCUUCUGCCAGUGACUAUCAGAUCCAAUAUUUAAGAAUUUUGAGCUUUAAAAUAUUUGCAAAGACCUCAGUGAAAAAGAUGGACCACAUUUUGGACAUUUCACCACAACAGGGCCACCACGGUCAUAGUGGACAGCCCCCAUUAUACGGAGUUCGAGAACCAAGGUCGAUCCUCGGUACGAGAAACGACUGUGUUCUUGUGUUAAAUGUUGCAUAAUGCAUUUCACGUAUCCAGGGGUUCGUUAUAUUGUUAUAAAAAUGUUUACCAUGAAUGUUUACUUACAACUCCUUUAACAUUGCAAAAAACAUUACACUUGAAUUUAUUUUGAUAUUUGUAGUUGUGUGGUAGUCGUUGCUUUCAUCCCUGUGGGAUUCUUAAAUAGCAAACUCUCAAUUCAGUAGUUAAUGGUGUGUGUUUAUUAUGUGAAUAAAAUUUCAGCACAAAUCAAAUUGUCUCAAAACAUGUGACGUCAUAAGAGGAACAAUGCUUAAAGAAACUUAUUCGUAAGUUUGUUAAUAACAAAAACAUCUAUUUUCUGUCACACGAUGUUCAACCAUAUCGUGGUUCACAAGACCAUAUAAAAAGUGCUUCCGUGUGACGUCAUUAGAGGAAUGAUAAAGACAAGAUAACUCAUUCUAACAAGUACUAUAAGAGCUAAAGUGUCUGUUUUAUCAUGUGAUUUACAACCAUAUCGUUUUAUAAAGUCACACAGUAAGUGCUUCCACGAGUCUCUUAUUUUUCAUUAUACUUUUUUAUUACCGUAUAUAUAUAUAUAUAUAUAUAUAUAUAUAUAUAUAUAUAUAUAUAUAUAUAUAUAUAUAUAUAUAUAUAUAUAUAUAUAUAUAUAUAUAUAUAUAUAUAUAUAUAUAUGUAUACUUUACUUGCAUUCUCAGCCACUAGAGUUGUGUUGUGGUUUGCUUAGGCUGUUGCAAUUCAAUUAAUUAACCUUCGUCUGUUGGCGAGGUCCUGUGAUUUGUCUGUGAUAUAUAUAUAUUAGUCAGGAUUGGUUUUCAGUGAACGAAGACCAAUAAAAAGCUAUUUCUUGCAUUAUUAUUUCUAUUGUUUUUUUUUUGUUCGAGAUUAUUUGAUCUUGAGUCAACUUGGCUGAUGGUGGAAUAUGGACCCAGAUUUACACUCAAGAUUCAAAGUGGUGAGAAGUUUUUCAUUUCUUUUCAUUUAAGUGUCAUUGUGUUAGCCACUCUGAGAAUGAAGAACAUUGAGUUAAUUAACAUUUCUCACGUAUAUCAUGCAAUACAAAUAACUGUAACUUGUGUCUAUAAUGUUAAUAUAUGUGUAUUGUAAAGAG